Messenger RNA from Anisakis simplex (herring worm), 915 nucleotides. Lineage: Eukaryota; Metazoa; Nematoda; Chromadorea; Rhabditida; Anisakidae. The record is from the annotation of a GenBank genome assembly.
AUGGGUACACUAAGUACACAACCACCUGCGGGCACUAUCCGAAAUCUCACCGAGGUAUUCCUUCUACUCAGGAACAAUGCCCAACAAAACAAAUUCAUGUACGCAAAUUCUGCGAUGGGAUCUAAAGAUGAGAAAAUGUCGUUAGUAGUAUUGGAUGAAGAAAAUGGAAUGGCAUCAACAAGUUCAUCAGCUAGUCGAAUUCCACCUGAAUGGGUUAAUUAUCUUGAUGAAACGCAAUAUGAAUUCACAAGAAUUCGUUCACGUUUGAAACAAAUUCGUGAUCUGCAGCAAAGUCACAUAGCAAAGCCAAGUUUUGGUGAUGAUGUUGAAGAGCAAGCAAAGAUUGACUCGAAUACCGAAGAAAUAACGCAAAUGUUGUCACAUUGUCAGCGACUCAUUGGGUUCAUCGAAAAGUCAGAAGAAAAAGAAGGAUCACAACAAGCAGUAUUGCAAAAGAACGUUGUAUCAACAUUACGUUUAAUGUUAACAAAUAUGGCGAACGACUUCCGUUGUAACCAGGCAAAUUAUUUACGCAAAAUUGAGUCGAGAAAGCAGACCGUUGAUUCAUAUUUACUGAAUUCUUCUUCUGAUUGGGUUAAUAUCGACGUUCUCAAUGAUGCACCUGUUGAUAAUGGCGAUGAAGGUUUAUCAAUGGAACAAAUUCAGCUGUUGUUACAAAAUGCGGAUAUCGUCAAAGAACGUGAAAAAGAUGUUAUGAGUGUUAGCAGGUCGAUUGUUGAACUGAAUACACUUUUUAAAGAUCUCGCUUCUAUGAUCAUUGAUCAGGGUACAAUAUUGGACCGUAUCGACUAUAACGUGGAACAGUCAACAAUGAAAGUGAAAUCGGCAUUUAAAAGCAUCCAGAAAGCUGAGAAGUAUCAAAAAGGUGAUAAGAAAAUGCAUUGUAUUGUCUAG